This is a messenger RNA of Chaetura pelagica (chimney swift), 3332 nucleotides long. RefSeq names its product integrin, alpha V (gene ITGAV). NCBI's taxonomy places the organism in Eukaryota, Metazoa, Chordata, Aves, Apodiformes, Apodidae. The record is from RefSeq and is a predicted model, not a curated record. Gene Ontology annotation, biological process: angiogenesis; integrin-mediated signaling pathway; cell-matrix adhesion. The transcript is spliced from 30 exons. Gene Ontology annotation, cellular component: external side of plasma membrane; integrin complex. Gene Ontology annotation, molecular function: integrin binding.
AUGAUUCUGGGAAUGUUUGGUGAGACUGGAUCCACCUACCUGUGGACAUUCCCUCCAACCAGUCUUGCAGCUGGUUCAGCUAACUCAUUUUCAAAACUCAAUAACCACAGUGCCUGGACAUUUCUGCUGGUGGGAGCUCCUAAAGCAAAUACUACCCAGCACAACAUUGUAGAAGGCGGCCAGGUGCUCAAAUGCAGCUGGAAUUCAAACAGAAACUGCCAGCCGAUCAUAUUUGACUCCACAGGCAACAGAGAUUUUGCUCCUGAUGAUCCGCUGGAAUUUAAGUCUCAUCAGUGGUUUGGAGCCUCUGUGAGAUCUCAAAACGAUAAAAUUCUGGCCUGUGCCCCGUUGUACCACUGGAGAACUGAAACAAAACAAGAGAGGGAGCCUGUAGGAACUUGUUACCUGCUUGCGGGAUCUAAAUCUGUGGAAUAUGCACCCUGCAGGUCAACCACUAUCGAUGCAGAUGGACAGGGAUUUUGUCAAGGUGGAUUUAGUAUUGAUUUUACAAAGGGAGACAGAGUGCUACUUGGAGGACCUGGAAGCUUUUACUGGCAAGGCCAACUCAUUUCUGAUCGAGUGACAGAGAUUGUGGCUAAAUAUGACUCCAAAGUUUACAGUACCAAGUAUGAUGACCAGUUAGCUACCAGACCUGCCAGUGCUACUUUUGAUGACAGCUACUUGGGCUAUUCAGUGGCUGUUGGAGACUUCAAUGGUGACGGCAUAGAAGACUUUGUAUCUGGAGUCCCAAGAGCAGCAAGAACUCUGGGCAUGGUGUCUAUCUACAAUGGGAAAAACAUGUCUUCCAUGUACAACUUCACUGGCGAGCAGAUGGCUGCCUAUUUUGGGUAUUCAGUGGCUGCCACAGAUAUCAAUGGACUCAGCAGCUAACCUUAUUCUUUUUGGUCCAGUUAUACAGAUUUGUUUAUUGGAGCCCCUCUUUUUAUGGAUCGAGGUUCUGAUGGGAAACUUCAAGAGGUUGGGCAAGUUUCCAUUUGCCUUCAACGGGCUUCUGGAAGGUUUCAGAUCACAAAGCUGAAUGGUUUUGAGAUAUUUGCAAGAUUCAGCAGUUCUAUUGCACCUCUGGGGGAUCUGGAUCAGGAUGGCUUCAAUGAUAUAGCAGUUGCUGCGCCAUAUGGUGGAGAGGACAAGAGAGGACUUGUCUAUAUCUACAAUGGAAGAGCAAAUGGUUUGAAUGGAGUUCCAUCUCAAAUCCUGGAAGGGCAGUGGGCUGCUCGCACUAUGCCACCCAGCUUCGGGUACUCGCUGAAAGGAGCCACAGAUGUGGAUAAAAAUGGAUAUCCAGAUUUGAUUGUUGGAGCCUUUGGUGUUGACACAGCUGUUUUGUAUAGGGCUAGACCAGUUAUUAGAGUAAAUGCUGCCCUGGAAGUUAAUCCAACCAUUUUAAACCCAGAAAACAAAGCCUGCUCACUGUCAGAUGUCCAAGUGUCUUGCUUCAAAGUGAAGUUCUGCUUGAAAGCGGAUGGCAAAGGAAAGCUCCCUAAUACGCUCAAUUUUCAAGUGGAGCUGCUGUUGGAUAAACUUAAGCAGAAAGGAGCUAUAAGGAGAGCUCUCUUUCUCCACAGCAAACAGCCUAGCCACUCUAAGAACAUGACUAUUACAAAGGGAGGCAAAAUGAAUUGUGAAGAACUUGAUGCCUUCCUGAGGGAUGAAUCUGAAUUUAGAGACAAGCUAACUCCCAUUACUAUUUUUAUGGAAUAUCGUCUGGAUUACAGAACAGCUGCAGAUGCAACAGGAUUGCAUCCUAUCCUUAACCAGUUCACUCCUGCUAAUAUGAGCAGACAGGCACAUAUUCUGCUGGAUUGUGGUGAUGAUAACAUCUGCAAACCAAAGCUGGAGGUGUCAGUAGAAAGUGAUCAGAAGCAGAUCUAUAUUGGUGAUGACAAUCCCUUGACACUAAUUGUCAGUGCUCAGAAUCAAGGAGAAGGAGCCUAUGAAGCAGAACUCUUUGUCAUUGUGCCACCCCAAGCAGAUUUCAUUGGUGUUGUUCGUAACAACGAGGCUUUAGCAAGACUGUCAUGUGCAUUUAAAACAGAGAAUCAAACUCGCAUGGUAGUUUGUGACCUAGGAAAUCCCAUGAAAGCAGGAACUAAGCUACUAGCUGGCCUGCGUUUCAGCGUGCACCAGCAGUCUGAAAUGGACACCUCUGUGAAGUUUGACUUGCAAAUCCGAAGUUCCAACCUGUAUGACAAUCUAAGCCCAGUAGUAUCCUAUCAGGCUGACCUUGCCAUUUUAGCAGCUGUUGAAAUUAGAGGUGUGUCAUCUCCUGAUCAUAUAUUCCUUCCAAUUGCAAACUGGCAGCCAAAGGAAAACCCAGAAACAGAAGAUGAUAUUGGGCCUCUAGUUCAGCAUAUCUAUGAGCUGAGAAACAAUGGUCCAAGUGCCUUCAGCAAAGUGAUGAUGACUCUGCAGUGGCCUUACAAAUACAAAAACGACACACUGUUGUAUAUUGUUCAGUAUGAAAUAGAUGGUCCCAUGAACUGCACUUCUGAUAUGGAAAUCAAUCCAUUGAAAAUUAAGAUUUCUGCUUCUAAAGAUGAUGAUAAGAAUGAAACACUUAGCAGGGAAGAUAAUCGCGACCAUCAUAUCAGCCGAAGGGAUUUAACUGCCAUUGAAGGAGAUGUGCAAACUUUGGGCUGCGGAACAGCAGAGUGUUUAAAGAUAGUCUGUCAAGUUGGCCACCUGGAAAGGGGAAAGAGGGCAAUAUUGCAUUUAAAAUCUCGCCUUUGGACACAAACUUUCAUGCAUAAAGAAAAUCAGAAUCAUUCCUACUCUCUCAAAUCAUCUGCUUCUUUCAGUGUUAUAGAGUUCCCUUAUAAGAACCUUUCCUUCGAAGACAUCCACAAUUCCACAGUAGUCACUACAAAUAUUACAUGGGGUAUUCAACCACAGCCUAUGCCUGUGCCAGUGUGGGUUAUAAUUUUGGCUGUCCUAGCAGGAUUAUUACUCCUGGCAGUUCUAGUGUUUGUUAUGUAUAGGAUGGGCUUUUUCAAACGUGUGAGACCACCACAGGAAGAGCAAGAAAGAGAACAGCUGCAGCCACAUGAGAAUGGGGAAGGAACAUCAGAAGCUUAAGCAGAGUUUUAUCUGUAAGACAUUCUGAAAUUUUAAAAUGCCUACUUCUUGGUUACAAAUAUUGGCUUCCCUGUUAAGGAAAAAACACUCAUGACUGCAAAGCUGCUGGUCUCAAAGCAUGUACAAAAUGAGAGUAAAAUAUUUAAAUCCUCCUUUUUGUAUUAAUUAGGUUCAUGUAUGUGAUUAAUGCAUCUGCACUGAUUUGUGUUUGAAAAGUAGUAUGUAGUGCUAUGAUU